Molecule: messenger RNA, 420 nt
Organism: Prunus avium (sweet cherry)
Lineage: Eukaryota; Viridiplantae; Streptophyta; Magnoliopsida; Rosales; Rosaceae
Source: RefSeq, a predicted model, not a curated record
AUGGUAAGCAAAACUGAGAGGAUGUACGCUUAUGUUGCAAAUAAAAAUGGAAGCCUCGUGGACUUGGUGGAUAAAAAGUUGUCUGGCAUUUAUGAUGCAAAACAAGCCAUCACCAUCUUAACCUUGGCCGUAAUGUGCACGAAUAUAUCUCCUACUCUAAGGCCAAGAAUGGCAGACGUUGUGAGUAUUCUUGUUGGUGAGAAAACCUUUGAGCAGAUUAAUCCACCUACUGUGGAUGAUCAUCAGCUUAAUGUAGCCAUGGCUGGUGGCGAAUGUACCAAAGCUGAUUCUUCUACUUCCACAGACGUGACCUCAAGGGCAUCAACUUCAACUAAAUUAAUCAAGGGGAUAGAUGAAACACAAAAUUCUUCUGCAGAAACCUGUCUCGAAAUAUCGGAAGAAAGUCAGACCUCGCAUUAA